AUGGCAAAAGAUUAUAUGAGGGAGUUCAGCCCGCUGGUGGAGGUGCAGGCGAUCGUGCGAGGCACGGCGCUGCUGCCCUGCGACAUCGAGCCCCCCGCGCCCAACGACAGCGUCAUCCUCGCCAUCUGGUUCAAGAACGAGAUGACGCCCUUCUACAGGGUGGCCGCUACGAGAAAUGCGACGGACGGACGCGCCGGCGUGGCCGCGCUGGGGAGAGGUGGAGGCGGUGCGGGCAGUCAGGUGGACUCAAGUGGAAUGGACGCAUCUCGCGGAAGCGGGCGUCGGCGGGUCUGGUGGCGCGCCGUCGACGUUUACGGAGGGGUGCGGGUGGAUGUGGCGGCGCUCGAGGAUGGAGGCUCGGCUCGUGCUUGGACAUUCAUUGCUGGACAGACUCCAAACUACGACGCGCGUGGCCGCGCCUCGGAGUCGGCCUCGCACUGGCGCGACAAGGCGAUCCUGGGCGAGCGCGGCUACUUCCGCACCGUCACCACGCCGGCCACGCUGUCGCUCAGCGAGAUCUCGGAGCGCGACGAGGGCGUCUACCGCUGCCGCGUCGACUUCCGCCAGUCGCCGUCCCGCAACACCCGCCUCAACCUCACCGUCGUAGUUCCUCCACAGCGGCCGACCAUCUUUGACGAACUCGGCCGUGAGCUGGUGGACCGCGCAGGACCGUACGAGGAGGGGGGCCAGAUGCGGCUCACUUGCAUCGUCACUGGAGGGCGGCCACCACCCACGGUGCUGUGGUGGCGUGGAGAGCGGCUGCUGGAUGCGCUGGAGCUGCCCAGCUCUUCGUCCUUCCCAAACGUCCGCAAGAGCCAGCUAGUGGUACCGAGGUUGCGGCGUGCAGACCUAGGCGCCAUCUUCACCUGCCAAGCGGCCAACAACAACAUUAGCCAGCCCGCACAGGCCAGCGUCUCCCUGGACCUCAACUUCAGGCCGCUGUCGGCGAGCAUCCUGAGCAGCGAGCAGCCGCUGUCGGCCGGCCGCAGCUACGAGCUCACCUGCCGCUCCGUGGGGUCGCGGCCGCCCGCCCGCAUCUCCUGGUGGCUGGACAGCACCAUGCUGCAGGGGGCCGCCGAGUCGGUGACGUCCGACGGCAACGAGACCAUCUCUCGGCUGCAGCUGACGCCGGCGCCGGCUGACCACGACAAGAUGCUCACCUGCCGCGCCGAGAACCCGCAGCUGCCCGCCGCCGUCGAGGAGGAUUCCUGGCGCCUCAACAUCUUCUAUGUUCCUCAGACUGAGCUUCGCUUAGGAGCAAACCUGAAUCCUAACGACAUCGAGGAAGGGGACGAUGUGUACUUCGAAUGCGAGGUCAACGCCAAUCCCAGUGCCUACAAAGUGAUGUGGAAGCACAACGGGGCGCCGCUGCAUCAUAGCACGUCAGACGGCAUCAUCGUGAGUACGCACAACCUGGCGCUGCAGAUGGUGAGCAAGCACCAGGCUGGCAACUACACCUGUUCCGCCUCCAACAUCGAAGGCGACGGCGCCAGCAACACCGUCCAGCUCAGGGUCAUGUACAAGCCGGUGUGCCGGCCCGGGCUGCAGCGUGUGUAUGCGGUUGCGCGGCACGAGGUGGCGCGCGUGCAGUGCCGCGUGGACGCCUUCCCGCUGCCCGACGCCUUCCGCUGGUCCUUCAACAACUCGGCGGAGAGCGUCGAGGUGCCGCCGCACCGCUUCAACUCGUCCGCCACCGCCUCCGUGCUGGCCUACACGCCCGUCGCCGAGAUGGACUACGGCACCGUGCUCUGCUGGGCCGACAACACGGCGGGCCGCCAGCCGCACCCCUGCGUCUUCCACGUCAUACCUGCUGGCAUCCCGGAACCGCCGUUCAACUGCUCGGUGGCGAACCAGACGUCCGACACGGUGCACGUGCGCUGCCUGGAGGGCUUCGACGGCGGGCAGCCGCAGCUGUUCGUGCUGGAGGUGGCGGACGUGGCGGGCGGCCUCGUGCUGGCCAACCUGUCGUCGCGGGCGCCGCUCUUCACGGUGGACGGGCUGGCGCCGGGGCAGGCGCUGCGGCUCUCCGUGUACGCCGCCAACUCCAAGGGCCGCAGCGACGCCGUCCACUUCGAGGGCGCCACGCUCAAGGCGGCCGAGAAGCAGACAGGCCCUCCCGACCAGCUGGAGAUGUCGCCGCUGUUGGGCGUGCUGCUCGGCUUGGUGCUGGUGUUGGUGGUGGUGACGGCCGUGGUGGUGGGCACGCUGAGAGCGCGCUUCAAGCGGCGGCGCAUUCCGCGGCCCGGCGACCUCGCCUUCAAAGAGAAGGCCGCCGCGCUGUUCGCGCCUGCGCGCCACGACCGGCACGACAAGGACGAGAUCAACCCGGACGUCAUACCCUCCAACUCCGUGGCGGAGACGGCGCAGGACUCGUGCGCUCAGACGCCUGCAGCGGACGCCGAGACGGAGGAGGCGGGGCUGUUGCCCGCAACACCGGCUCAACCGCCGCCCCCUGGUGGCCCCGUCGCUCACGCCGCCCUCGUUGCAGAGCAGCGGAUGCAACUUACUUCGAACGGACAGCCGCCUCCCACGAGAAGGGACGUUUGGGACUGUCAAGGGCCCGGUGUAGAUAGCCCCACAGAGCCGGCGCUGCCGGUUGCGGCCUUCGCGCCUGAGCGGCCGUCGGCGCUGCCCAGCAGACUGCCGCCCCUGGUGGGCUCCGCCACGCUGCCGCGGCGCACCCCCGCCGCCGCCCCCGCGCCGACGCCCCCGCUGUCACCGCCGGCCCCCGCCCCCGCGCUGCCACCUCGCCAGGUUCCGGCACCGCCCUCCGUCGCGUCGGUGCUGGCGUCUCCUGUCACGCCCACGGGCUGCGGUCACCCACUGCGGGAGAUCGUCACCGUGCGUACGCCGCUCAUGGCCGCCGCCCACCAGGAGAGCUGCGUCUAGCGUGUGGGGCUGACUACAGACUGACACACCUCGUGUCCC
Schistocerca cancellata (South American locust) is the source of this 2928-nucleotide messenger RNA. Its product is annotated as nephrin-like. The coding region runs from base 1 to 2889 and encodes 962 amino acids. The transcript has 16 exons. Gene Ontology annotation, molecular function: protein binding. Lineage: Eukaryota; Metazoa; Arthropoda; Insecta; Orthoptera; Acrididae. The record is from RefSeq and is a predicted model, not a curated record.